UAUGAGCUAACCAUCAAGUCCAUGCAAUAUUUGGAGCUCAAGAAUAGGUCCAAUUUUUAAAGCUAAUUCUUACGCAGUAACUGUUUGGACUCUCUCUUUCCACUCUCUGAAAGCCUUAAAUUCCCAGUCUUCCUUCUGUUUCUGUUCUACUUCAGUCCCAAACUGACAGAUAUGCUUUGUCUAUAACAUUUAUUACACCUGCAACAGCACCACCUCAUCUUUUUUUUUUUUUUUUUUUUUUUUGUUUCUCUCUGUGUUCUAACCGUUCAAACAGCUAAUUUGCACCCCGCAACUUCAUAUUCAGUUUCAACACAGCACUGCUCUAAUGGCCAACACAAAACCUAAAGUAGUUAAGCAACUCGGACAAUUCCUUCAAGAGCAACAAGAACCUUUCAUACUAGAGAUUUACCUAUCAGAAAGAGGGUAUCAGAAGAAGAACUUGAAUUCAGAAAGUAGUACCAGAUUCAGCCAGGGUAAUUCAAGCAAGUCUUUGAAGGGUUCCGGUAAUACUAGUCCAAAUAAAAGCAAAAAGGUUACUCCACAAUUUUCCAAGGUAUUGAGAGCUGCAUAUAAGAAGUUUACAUCCAUUAAAGACAGCCUCAGGAUUAAGAAUAAUGAUAACAGAAAUGGUCAAUUUAGUGUAACUGAGAUGGCCAGGAAUAGCCAAGAAGUUGCAGAACCAGAUGGAUUUUCCACAGCCAGUAGCACAACGGUUUUCAAUUCGUGCUCGGAUAGCGAAGUAGAAGAAACAUCAACUUCAGUGCAAAAGAAUGAUGUAUCAUUCAUUGAAAAUACUUCUCAGUCUUUUAAACUCUGGAGUCCAGGAGAUAAAGAGGCUGCUGCAGAAGGAAAGCUUCAAUGGAGAUGCGUAGAAGACAGUAAACAGAUAAGCCCUGUAUCUGUGCUUGAAGAAAUAACUUCUCAUAGAGGUUCUUCACCAGAUAAAACAGCAAGACAGGGUUCAGGCAACACUCAAGAAGAGAAUCCAUCAAGAAGUUGUAUCACACUCAGUAAGAAAAUAACAGAGGACUCCAUACUAUCAACUUCUUUCUGGAGCAUACUUUUUCACUCAGCCAUUGAAAAGCCAAGUUGUGCAGGUGCAACAGAAACACAAGAACCUGUCCACUCUAAAUCCACCUCACAAUUCUUCAAAUCCAAAAAGGUUGUACAACAAACAGAGCAGCUUCUAUUUGAUUGCGUGAGAGAAGUUUUAGAGAGCCAUGGAAAAGAGAGAAGGCAGCAAAAUAAGAAAGAAUUUCUGGGGUCUGAAUUGCUUGGAAAUCUCGUAUGUGAGAAAAUUAAGGCAUGGGGAAAACAAUCAGUUGAUGGAUUCAACAUAACACAACUAUUGAAUGCAGAUAUCCAGGAUUCAAUAAAAGAAUGGAAUGAUUUUGAGGCACAGCAGAGGGACAUUGCGUUGGAGAUUGGAGAUGCCAUACUAGAAGAGAUCAAAGAUCAAAUUGUUACAGAAAUGCUUUAUUUUUCAAAAAUUUAAACUUGCCCAUUCGCUCGCUGUUCUUAUUAAUUUCAUAUGCUCUUUUCCAGUCCACUAAUUU
Pistacia vera is the source of this 1556-nucleotide messenger RNA. RefSeq lists its product as uncharacterized. NCBI's taxonomy places the organism in Eukaryota, Viridiplantae, Streptophyta, Magnoliopsida, Sapindales, Anacardiaceae. The coding region runs from base 326 to 1495 and encodes 389 amino acids. The transcript has 3 exons. The record is from RefSeq and is a predicted model, not a curated record.